UUUGUAUCUUCAACUAGAUCCAUUGUAAAGUGAUAAACAUUCUAAUAUGCUUGGAAAAUUUCUGAUUUUCGUAGCCCUGGUGGCAGUUGCAGCCGCUGCGUCGCGGCCACUGAGCUACCAAAUCAAUCAACGUCAUCCGAAUUCGGCUCAGAGCUGGACCAACUAUCAGGAUCAGCGCCGACAGGACGAUUGGGAUCAGGACCGGGAUCGUUCGGAUCCCAACUACGCCUACACCUGGGCCGUUCGGGAUGAAUGGACCGGAGACUGGAAGAGCCAGCACGAAAGCCGUCAGGGAGAUCGAGUCCGAGGCCAAUACCGGAUGAUGGAAUCCGAUGGUUCCGAGCGAAUUGUGGACUACACCGCUGAUGACUACAACGGGUUCAAUGCUGUUGUGAGACACGAACCUGAAUGGCGUCAACAUCCUGCCCCUCAAGCCGUUUUGGCCAUUCAUCCAGUGGAUCAGAUCCGGAUGCAGCAACAGCAUCAGCAGCAACAUCAGCAACAACAACAGCAGCAGCUGCGAGAUUUGGUGGCCACUUCUAACGCACACAUCAUUCAGCAUCAUGCCCCACAGCCCUGGAUGAUGGCCAACCGAAUCCGUCAUAACUGAACCCAUUCAUUUGGACUAGGAUAUGUUGAAGGAUGAAGAUUCUGCAAACUGGACUGUAAAUAAUAGCUUAAUAAAUCAA
Molecule: messenger RNA, 689 nt
Organism: Uranotaenia lowii
Lineage: Eukaryota; Metazoa; Arthropoda; Insecta; Diptera; Culicidae
Product: cuticle protein-like
Exons: 2
Coding region: 47-610 (187 amino acids)
Cellular component (GO): extracellular matrix
Source: RefSeq, a predicted model, not a curated record